Acanthochromis polyacanthus (spiny chromis) is the source of this 4185-nucleotide messenger RNA. It is a transcript of the gene fam20cb, whose product is annotated as FAM20C golgi associated secretory pathway kinase b. The record is from RefSeq and is a predicted model, not a curated record. The transcript is spliced from 11 exons. Gene Ontology annotation, molecular function: protein serine/threonine kinase activity. Bases 838 to 2517 code for a protein of 559 amino acids. NCBI's taxonomy places the organism in Eukaryota, Metazoa, Chordata, Actinopteri, Pomacentridae. Gene Ontology annotation, biological process: protein phosphorylation. Gene Ontology annotation, cellular component: Golgi apparatus.
UUGGCUUCAUCAUCAUAUUUAACACACCCACCCAGAUUCACACAUGCUACAAGAGGUACGUUCUCUCUCUCUCUCACCCGCGUUACACUCCCAGAGGCUGGCCGGCCCCGCGGGGGGAAAUUCUGUCUCCUGCUACCUGUGAAAAUCACUCGCCUCGGGUGAUUAGUCGGGAGUCGAUGUGACAGAAUUACGCAUCGUGGAUCGCUGCGGUUUGAAUGAGAGCGCACAUACUUUCCAGCGGGACUUUCCUUGAAAAAAAAUCCCAUUUGUGAAUGUGAAGUGCUGCACUUCUCGUGUAUUUAUUUCCGGGGCUUCAGCUGCUGGUUCCCUCCUGCGCAGGAUCGAGGUUGGACGGUGAGACCGAUGCGCGCAGUCGGAGCUCUUGGACUCAUUUUUUUUCUCGCUGCCGCUUUUGGAUUCUACUCACUUCUCCGCGUUCCUCCCGAAAUAUUGGACAGGAGAGAGCAAAGCGGGCCAGCGUGAAGAGGAUGAGGCUUGCGCAAACCGACCGCUGGUCUGAACCGACUCGACCUGUUCUACCUGGACUCUUGCGGAUGAUUUUGCGCUUCUGAAAUCUCGCCCUUAAAAAAACAAAGAACAAAACAAAACAAAAAAAACGAAUUCGCGAACCAGGCAGGACUCUGAUGUUGAAAAUACAAAGGUUGAACACUGAAUCCUUUACUCAAGACGGCCAGUGAAGAUGGGUCCUACUUGUUUAAUGUAUAUUUCAUUAGAUUGGCGUCCAGUCUAGUCAACAUCAUCAGCGAUGUAGUCAGCCUGUUCAUCUGCGUGCUCAUCAUUUGCAGUAAAUACUCACAUCUGCUCAAACGGGAGACCAUGAAGAUGAUCCUCCUGCGCAAAUUUCGGGUUCUGAUCCUCAUGGUGUUCCUCAUUGCGUGCUCCAUGCACAUAAUGAUAGACUUGUUACCCAAGCUGGAGCGCCACGGCAACAGCGGCUGCUCCUGCUCGCACACGCCGAGCCAGGAGCCCCAGAGCUGGGGGAAGCAGGGCUGGCCUAACAAGCACACCCUGCGGAUCCUCCAGGACUUCAGCAACGAGCCCAGCUCCAACGUUUCCUCCCACUCCCUGGAAAGGAUCCCGGCUCCUGGGGACAAGACGCAGGCGCUCAAGAGGCUGGAGCAUCCCGGGCAGCAGCUGCGCGGUGACAGGAAGAGACAGUUCAUGCAGGACGCGGCGGUGACCAAGAACCUGCCGGUGAAAGGUUCAAGGUUGUCUGCUCUGUAUGAGCACCCCUUAUAUAGAAGAUCUCUGCCCGCUUUGACGGAUGAGGACACGCUGUUUAACGUCAACACGGACAUCAGAUUUGACCCCAAAGCUGCAGAGGACCAGGCAUGGACUGGUGAAGGCACCAUGGAGGAGUUCAGCCCAACAGGGGAGCUCACAGCUGAUUCCUACCCCAACUGGCUCCGCUUCCACAUUGGGAUUAAUCGAUACGAGCUCUACUCCAGACACAACCCGGUCAUCGACGCUCUCCUCAAGGACCUGGUUAGCCAGCGGAUCACCAGCGUGGCAAUGAAGUCUGGAGGCACUCAGCUGAAGCUCAUCAUGACCUUCCAGAACUACGGCCAGGCACUGUUCAAACCCAUGAAGCAGACCCGGGAGCAGGAAACCCCUCCAGACUUCUUCUACUUCUCUGACUUUGAAAGACACAACGCCGAGAUUGCAGCCUUUCAUCUGGACAAGAUCCUGGACUUCCGUCGCGUCCCUCCUGUGGCCGGCAGGCUGGUCAACAUGACAAAGGAGAUCCGAGAUGUUACACGAGACAAAAAGCUCUGGAGGACCUUCUUCAUUUCACCGGCCAACAACGUGUGUUUCUACGGAGAGUGUUCGUACUACUGCUCCACUGAGCACGCUCUGUGUGGUAAACCGGACCAGAUUGAAGGAUCGCUGGCUGCCUUCCUCCCAGACCUGGCACUCGCCAAGCGGAAGACCUGGAGGAACCCGUGGAGACGCUCCUACCACAAACGCAAGAAGGCAGAAUGGGAGGUGGACCCUGACUACUGCGAGGAGGUCAAACAGACUCCACCUUAUGACAGUGGAACACGGCUGCUGGACAUCAUGGACAUGACCAUCUUUGACUUCCUCAUGGGAAACAUGGAUCGUCACCAUUAUGAAACGUUCGAAAAGUUCGGAAACGAAACCUUCAUCAUCCAUCUGGACAAUGGCAGAGGCUUUGGAAAGCACUCCCAUGAUGAGAUGUCUAUUCUGGUGCCUCUGACCCAGUGCUGCAGGGUAAGGAAGUCGACCCACUUGCGUCUGCAGCUGCUGGCUAAGGAGGAAUACAAGCUGUCCAUGCUCAUGGCAGAGUCCCUGGUGAGGGACCGCCUCAGUCCCAUCCUCAUCCAGCCACACCUGGACGCCAUGGACCGACGACUGCGCCAUGUGCUGAAAGUGCUGUCAGAAUGCGUUGAAAAGGAGGGUUACAGCUACGUGGUGGAGGACGACCUCCAGGGCCACGGGUCGGACCACGCCCACAACGGCCCAAGACGGAGGUAGCUGGCUGGGGAAGCUGGCAGCUGGACUCCCCUGGAGAAAGGAGACUGGGCUGAGCUAAUCCAGUCUUUCUCUUAAACUGAACUGGCAUCCCGUAACACAGAUGAGCUCCGUCUGUGCCGAAUUUCUCAGAGGGCUUGAUUUUUUUGCUGAACUUACAGGGAAGCCCACCUGCUCGAGGCAACAUAAGCUGUGUCGGAGGCGGAAGCCUGCUGGAUAGGAAAAACGGUGCAGUGACUUUAGCUGUACUGAUGCUCGAGACGCAGGUGAUGUUGAAUUCUCCUGGGGCUUUUGAACAGAACACGUCACCUUAGGCUCCUUAAAGUAUCCAACCCUGACAGUAGUGUAGGAUAGCAUCACCACAGCUGACCCAAACACCCACCGCAGCAACCAAACCAUUCAAGUCUUGCAAGAGACGCCUUCUUUCUGUCGGGUUCAGGACCCUUUUGUUGAAUUCAGUGAAUUCGGAGGGACUUGUAAAGAAUCUCGCCGCUCUUCACCAAGCUGAAUUAUGUGUUUCUACUUACUGUUGCAGGUGUUUUCGGUUGAACUUUCACAGUGGAGGAGGAGGAGGAGGAGGAGGUGGACUUCCUGUUAUCACAAUUAUGGUUUACUGAUUUGCUGCAAAAUGUUUUGUUGAAUAGUGUCUUUUGUGUUUUUUUUUUUUUUUUGAAAAAAACUUUAUUUCUGCUGAGCUGUUUCAGUGUCUCAUCAUCCAAGAUGGAAAUAUUUGAUUGGAGUGCAGGUUUACUCCUGGAUUUGUCCAUUAAUUUUGCCCAUAAAUGUUACAUGUCCUUGAGAGAGUAUUUAUUAAAAUUCAUAUUUAUUGUUUAAAAUGAAUGCUAAUUCGUAACACACAUUUUUUUUUUCUGUUGAAGCGAGCUGUUGAAUUUACAUCACAACGAUGCACUUCUUUAUUUGUCCAAAAGAGGGCAAACUGAGCAUGUGCAAACCCUCCUGCCAGGACAGUGCCAUUCAGUAACUCACCCCAUUACGAGCAUCAAACCUGCUUUAAAAUUGGUUUAUAGCCAUCAUGAAUCUGCACCUGUGUUUACAGCGUUUAGUCAUUUUUUUCCAACUACUGUUUUCCUUUCAGUGCAACGGUUAUGAGGUUAGAUUUAUGGUACCAAAAGCCAAAUGUGACACUAAUAGUUUUAUAUUAUUGUUUCUUUGUAAUAUAUUUGAUGUCCAGAUGUCGCUGUUGUGGAGAGAUUAUUUUUCAGGAUGUAUAUUUCAUUCAUUACCAACAGCUGAUAGCUUAACUGUUGGUGUCGAUGAUUCAGUCACUGGCUGAAAGUUAAUAUAUACAGUAGGAAAAUCUAGUGCCUGUGCAAUGAUAGAAAUACUUGAAUGUCUGGUUUCAUAGCGGAAAGGAUUAAAUUCCUCCCAGGUACGAGCUGUAGGUAAGAUACGGAGGUCUACAUAUGUGUAUGUGCUGACGUCAUCUGUUCCAUAAGGGUUUUAUUACACAGUCUAAGUUCCCAUAGUCCUGUGUCAGGGCAGUACAGUGUGUAUGGAUGUGUGGGUGGAUCCAUGGAGAACCUUAGAUGGUGUUCUUGAAGUGAAAAUGCUUCUUUUUUUUAAAUUUUAUUCGACUCAUUGUUUCUGUGGAUUUUUAUUUUUUAAAUUCUUUGCAUCAUGGUAAAAGUGCAAUAAAACAAAAUGAGCAUA